Messenger RNA from Emiliania huxleyi CCMP1516, 1704 nucleotides. RefSeq lists its product as hypothetical. The transcript has 5 exons. NCBI's taxonomy places the organism in Eukaryota, Haptophyta, Isochrysidales, Noelaerhabdaceae. Gene Ontology annotation, molecular function: oxidoreductase activity, acting on paired donors, with oxidation of a pair of donors resulting in the reduction of molecular oxygen to two molecules of water. Bases 1 to 1704 code for a protein of 567 amino acids. The record is from RefSeq and is a predicted model, not a curated record.
AUGAUCGCCCGGUCCGUCGCCCUCGCCGUGACGCUCUGGUGGUACUACCGCACCCUCGUCCUGAGCCGCUCGUGGCAGACGCCACUGGCGCUUGCAUCGGGGCUCGCCGAACUGGGGCUGGCCGCGUUGGGCGGCGGAGUCGGCGGCGCUAUUCGCGAGGCCCGCGCGGUCGCGGCCGACCUGGCGCGACCGUGGGCCGUCGCAGCCGACCCGACCAUCACGUCUGGCCGGCAGCUGUACGAGCGGCUCCUCCUCUCCCUCUCGUGCGCGACCUCCUACACGUACGCCUACGGACCGCUCUCCGGCGUGGUGCAGUUCGCCCUCUUCGCGCCGUGCGAGGCGCUCGCCGCGAUCGGCCGCGGCCCGUCGCUGCUCGACCCUUUUCGCGCCGCGACGCUGCUCUGCGCGUGGCUGCUCUUUCACCUCGGCGAGCAGCGCCCUCUCGCCCGCGCCUCUGCCCCCCCCGCCACACCGCUCACCCUCUCCACCUGCCACCAGCUCGCCAUCUCCGCGCUGCUGCACCGCUACUUCUCCCACCGCUCCUUCGACGCGCCUCGGCUCGUCUCGCUCGCCCUCGGCGUCUGCGCGUGCGGCGCCUCGCAGCGCGGGCCGCUGUGGCACCACCGCUUCUGCGACGAGUGCGACGCGCCGACCGACGCCUCGCACCCCGACAAGAGGCGUUCUGACGCGGACCGCGACCCGCACUCGCCGGUGGCGGACGGAUGGCUGCACGCGCACCUGCUGUGGAUGACGCAGCGGCGCAACUUUGCGACGCGGCCCGAGUACGUGUCCGACUGGCUCCGCGCGGCGCCCGAGCUGCUGUUUGUGGACCUGUGCUUCAUGGACGUGCUCGGCCUCAUCGAAGGCGGCUGGACGGCGCUGCUUGGGGCGGUCGAGGGGCGGAGCUACCGGUGGGCCACCGCCGCCAUGCUGCUCAAGCACGGCCGCACGCUCGGCCGCGCGACGGCGUGGCACGCCACCUUCGCAGUCAACAGCCUCUGCCACCACGCGAGCGCGGUCGAGUCCACUUGCGGCAGCCGCAACAUCAGCCUCCUCUCGCUCGCCUCCUGCGGCGACUCGUACCACGACAACCACCACCGCAGGAGCGGGGCCGCGAGGCACGCGCCGCCAGAGGGGCUCGACCUGGCAUUCGCCGCCAUGUGCGCCGCGCAGCGGAUCGGCCUGAUCCACAAAGUGCGCGAGAAGUCUCAGACUUUGAGCGGCCACGAGGCGAUUGCUGGCGCGAAGAUUGACCAGCCAGAGGAUAUCGCGGACCGCUUCCCCGCCAACGGCACUAUUCCCAAGGUCGAGCUCGCGGUCGACUCGGGGCUCAUGCUGGCCCAGCAGACUGGAGAGGCGGCCGUCGCUGGUGCGAGCUGGGCCGCCUCCGCCUCCGCCGCGAGCCUCACCGAGCAGACCAACGGCUGGCGGCUGCCGCGCUCGGAUGAUCCAUCCACCGACUCACGCUCCAUCAUCGCCACCGAGGGAGAUGGGUGGAUGGCGCGGGGCCAGGACCUCGAGGUGGCACCGGAGAAGUGCACUGGUGGCCGGGUUUGGAAGGAGUGCGGCUCGAAGUGCACGCGCACUUGCGAGUCACCGCCGAUCAUGCCGUGCGUGAUGCUGUGCGUGGCUCGCUGCGAGUGCCCGGCUGGCGCGCCGAUUUGGCACAACGGUGCCUCAUGCAUUUCGGCGGAGCAGUGCUAG